Symbiodinium sp. CCMP2592 is the source of this 2025-nucleotide messenger RNA. Lineage: Eukaryota; Dinophyceae; Suessiales; Symbiodiniaceae. The record is from the annotation of a GenBank genome assembly.
AUGCCUGCCACUCCUAAGUGGCCAGCCUGUGCGUUCUCCCGCGAGGAUGCGGAGAGGUUUUGCGAGAUGCUGGCCGCAGCGCACGGUCCAGCCUAUGUGGACGACACAUUGAACGAUGUUUUGCAGAAACUUUUUCUGAAGGCCUUGAAGGAUUAUGAAAUGGAUGAGAACACAAGCAACGGUGGCUUGCAGUCAUCUCUCUGGCAGAUUCGGGAUUGUCAGAGUUUGGAAAUGCUGCCAUCGCUUUGUCAAAAUAUCCAUGAUAUGAAGAUCGCGAAGGAGUAUGAAGUCAAUAAAAGCAAUCCGACAAAGGCAGUCGAGAUUAGUGGAAAACAAAAGGCAGGAAAUUACUAUCUCUCUACCACUGUCAAUGGUCGUGGUUGCAAUUGUGCCGUCAAGUUUGGAGGUGAAAAAUGGAAGGAAACCCAGGACAGCAGUGUGCGUCCUUGCGAAGCGACCAUGGAAGGAUUGGCAAUGCAGAGAUGGGUCGUGGAUAAGUUGCUCAAGAAGGAGUCCUGGUACAAGGAAAACAAGAGUUUCAACAUCUUCAUGAACCGGUACUCUUAUGCCACCGACCAUGCCAUUUCAAUGCACACCGAUGCGUCCAAAUAUUAUGAUGAGAUUGAUCCGAUCACAUCGCUUUCAAUGGUCCUGGGAUCAUUUCUUUUGAUCCAAGCGAAGCAGGCUAAAAAACGAGGCAACAAGCCGAGGUGGUGUUUGGUUGUUUACCAGCCGCCUUGCUCCAUGCUGAUCAUGGCUGGGAAGUUUCAAUCGCAGUUCGAGCAUGCAGUGCCUGCUUGGUUGGACAUGAAGGAGAUUGCCCAUGCGGAACAAAAUGCUGAGUUUCAAUUGACACGCGGUGGGCAGCAAGAGAAUCUCAGACUCCUGUUUGUUGGGCAGGCGAAACAACAGAUGAAGGAUGAAAUUGAGAGACUGGAGAGUCUCAAUUUGAACGAGACUCACAGGUGGAAUGUGACGGUGAGGUGGAUAAGACGCCAUAACGAGGACUGUCCAUGUCGUGGGAAAAAAGUUGAACUAGUCGGACCUGAGAUGCUGAAACCACCUGGAAAGGCAAGGACGCAUGAGGGAUCUGCGGGGUCGAGUGCCAAGUUACCUUGGGAUGCCAAGGCAGCAGCACACCAGAGACAAGAGUUUAAUAAAGGCAGGCCAGGAAGUGAUGUGCGGAAAGAAAAUGAUGGUGAGAGGCCAAGUUUAUUUGCAGAGCCAGCUUUGGUUGCCACGCUGGAAAUGGCGAUUGACAUGAUCACUGUGGAACCAUGGCCGCUUUUUUCUGCUUCCUUCUGUGGAGACUCCGGUGUGAGGAGACUGGUCCUAGAAAUGGUUGAGAAGAACAAAAUGUAUCCUCAGCAGAGUUUAAGCGUGCAGCGGAAGAUCGUGGAGAAGUUGCGCAAGUUGAGGAGACAGGCUUUGCUUUUGGACUUGCUUUGGUUGUCGACAGAGGGACCUAGUUUUGUCGCUGCGAUCGACCAAGUGGCUGUCGAAGUUCCAGGCAAAGAUCCAAAGCAGUUGACAGUGGUUCAGAUGUCUUUUCGUAUGUUCAAGGUACUCCUGGAUGAGCACCCCAUUGAUGAAGACUGCCUCCAAGAACAUGGUCUCGUGUGCUUGGACUUUUCUGGUCUGCGUGACGAUGUUUUGAGCCAAAGCGCGAAAGAUAAAAAAUGGGAUUGGAUGACUUUGCAGGGAAAAUAUUGCAUCGAGUCAUUCACAGCCUAUGUGUUUGAUGAUUCUGCACCGUCGGAUAGCAUCAGUAUCAGGACCAAACUGACUUUUCUGCAACAGCCUUUGCGUGAUGUGGUCCGGAUGGCUGAGUCUGGGUCAGGGCCAGAAGAGUCCCUGACAAGUGCUAUGCGGUUGGAGAAGUGGUUCGAUCUUUAUUUGGAUCAGAUCUGGACACAUGAAAGCUCCCAACGGGCUAUGUCACCAGACGGUCGGUUGAUUUUGUGGAUGAUACCUCUGCAAACGAGACUCACCUACCUCGGCUCUAAAAGAGCGAAAACAACAUGA